CCGAGCAAGUCAUUCGUCUGUCAUCACAAGUAUCCAAAACAGUAGCUAGCUUGCUAGCCCAAAUCGUGUGCCCUUCGUGCAAUGAGUCGCAAAAGGAGCCACGGAUUCCCCGAAUCAAGUCCUUCGUCGACUCUGCACAACACUUUCAUGGAUAUGACAGGGUCUGCUCCUCGAGUCGAGGAGGAUUUCUCCGAAUAUGAGGCCGACGAAGAGUUGCUUUGCUCGGUGAGCGAGAUCACGGAGCAUCUUGGUAGGAACAUCACAGUUGUUCUUGAGACGGCAUUGUCGGAAAUCCGAAAAAUGGUGAGUGUCAGGAUCCGCGUUCUCAAAAUGGAACUUCGAGAGAAAACAGACGAAAUAGAGCUGUUGAAAGCUCGACUGGAGAGCGAUGAGAGAGACGGGAGAGAUGAUUUCCCUGGUUCCACAGAGUGCGGUGCGACUACAAGGAAACCAGACUGCAAUUCGGGCUAUAAAUGUGUCAACGACCCAAAGAAAGCUAAGCCGGGCGUCACGGGAGUCAAAAAAGAGAAUAUCAAUGCGAUUUGUGACUACCUAAUGAAAGAUAAAAAUUCAAGGAAUGGUGCUGAACCUGACAUCGAUCAGAACAAUGCGCCCACGUCCGGCUGCGAUAGGGAGGUUCGUCACGAUUCUCAGCAGGUCUCCCUUCAUCCAUGGACGGACAGCGGCACUAGUAGCGGAGGCCCUGGAGAUGGGGAGACCGAUUCGGCAUCGGAGGACAUCUUUAACAUGUUGCCGUCGGGCAGUAAACGGAUAUACGAAUACGAAUGGAUGACAGGGGAGGACUACCCGGCCGAUAUCAAAAGUUUUAGUGAUGCCAAGUAUGAUGGUGACCCCACAUCAGAGGAGUUGAAGGAAGAGCAGGAUGAUGCGGCCAAGGACGCCUCCCACGCCCACACACCUGAGUUCGCGCUUGACCCGAAAGGUUCACCGACAGAGGAGGGAGAAAGUCCACUGGCUGACCACGGCGACCCCAUGGACCCUAGCCAGCAGUUCACAUCGGAGUCCUACAUAUGUUCUUUCUGCGGAACCCUCUGCCCCGACGCAUUGUUCCUGGAGGAGCACUUGAAAGUGAUGCACCACAAUGAAACGUCCGAGUCACUACACCUCAACCCCGGCGGCAGCUCGUCCCGGGCCGAUGGCGGCAGCAGCAACAGCAGUGGCGGCAGCAGCGGCGGUGACGCGGUACGGCAGGGACUCUCCGGUCACUCCGGCGGGGUCGCUGGGGUCGGGGUCGCAGGGCUGCGCCAGGGGGGCCCUCGAGAGCGGAAGGUGGAGGGCGGCUUCGAGUGCGGCGACUGUGGCCGCCACUUCAACUACCUGGGCAACCUGCGUCAGCACCUGCGCAUCCACACGGGCGAAAAGCCCUUUGUCUGCCCCGAGUGCGGGGAGCGCUUCCGGCACGCUGCCCGGCUCAAGAGCCACCGUUUGGGGCACAGCGGAGCCCAGAGCCCCUUCCCCUGCCCCCAGUGUGGAAAAGGCUUCCCAGUGCUAUCCGGCCUUAAACGACACCUACGGGUACACACAGGUGAGAGCCCCUAUGCCUGCCCACAGUGUGGCCGCCGCUUUAAGGAGCUGGGCAACCUCUACACGCACCAGCGAAUCCACAGCGGCGCCACCCCCUACUGCUGCCAGCAGUGCGGGCGCAGCUUCCGCCACCUGGGCACCUACAAGAGCCACCGCUGCAUGCCCGCGCACCUCGGGGGGGGUGGUGGCGGCGGGCCCCUGCCCGCGGGUCACGACGUGCCGCCUGGCGUGGACAUGCUGUGGCCGAGCGGACCUCAUGGCCUCAGGGAGGGCAGCAGCAGUCCCCCGGCCCUGGGCCAGGACGACAAGGCGGGCAAGGCUGAGCAGACCGCCGGAGAGUUCUGAGGGGCAGUUCGAUGCCCAGGGUGGGUCAGAUGUUUGUACUGACCUGAAGGACAGUUCAUUUGGAUCGGGUUAGAGACUACUGUGCCCUCGAAAUCCUGGGCUGAUCUGAGGUUGUGUAUUUUUGAGUGAGACACCAGUGCGCUUUCUCUGAGCAUGCCUUUUUUUUUUUACGUGGCUAACCAUUUUGUUUUAUUAUUCUUUUUUUUAUAUCUGUUGGUCAGCUUUAAGGAGCUCUAAUUCUGAUCUGAUUGUUUUGUUUUCAGCUGGCGCUGUGACAUCGAGAACACUUCAUUUGUUCUAAGCGUCAGGGCCCAAGGUGUUGUGACAGGUGUAAUGAUGGAAACGUUUUCUAGUCACGGAUGAAUGUGAGUGUUGUUAUGUGUGAGACAUUGGGUCGAUAUCCCCCCUCAAGCUUUAAAAUGCUGCUAUCUUUGCGUUGUGGAUCGUGCUUUGUGGAGAAGCCCCCCCAACUGUGUGAUCAUUUGUUUUCACAGGAAAUGGUCAACGUACAACCACAAACAUUUUCUUGUUCUUAUUCUAUGCACGUAUGUUUUCUGUUUGACUUACAACUUGUUACGCCCAAAAUGGCCGCUCGGACAGGUCCUCUACAUUUUCACACUAGAUUCAGGUCUCCUGGCUCCAUCACUAACGCAAGUGGCCUUGUUAGGAGAAAGAGAUUGAAACAGACACUGCUGCCACCUUGUGACCACAAGUUGGUACUGCAUCAUUUUGAGCUCUUGGUGGCUCAGUGAAGUUGGUCUAUACUAAUGUUGGACUCAGUUAACCCAUUUGUUGUGUUUCUAUGCUUCCUGGUAAGCGGUUAUAUGUUGAUAUUAUUAUAUUCAAUUUUUUAGUGUUUUUAAUAAGUCAUUACUGUCUUACAGUGACGUGUUUUUACUGAAAAUGUAGAAUUAUGAAUAUAAUCUGAGACAUUUUCUCUAGAAGUAUAUGAGUGAAUGGACUCCUUCCAGAUACAAAAAAAUCUUCAAAUGUCGACUUGGACUUCACCAUACUAACAAAGUACAAAUAAACACAAACCUCCCGUUUUAUCUUUCUUCAAGGACAGUUUUGCUGAGAUCACGUUGUCCAAGGCGAAAACCCCAACAGAAUAGUCCAGAAUAUUGUGUGUGUAUAACUGAAUAUCUGCAGCACAGCAGUUGUUUGGUGUCACAGUUGUAAGAUUCAAUGCAAUUCUGUUAUAUUUAUUGAUAUAAUGUACUAUGUACCACAAUGUACUAUGUACUAUGAUGUAUUUCAUUGGUUGAUGUGGAUCUGAUAAUUAUUGCCAAAAUAACCAACACCCUAAUAAAUCUUCAUAUGUAGUACUGAAUUAUAUAAA
This is a messenger RNA of Alosa alosa (allis shad), 3229 nucleotides long. RefSeq names its product zinc finger protein 16 like (gene znf16l). Gene Ontology annotation, biological process: regulation of transcription by RNA polymerase II. Gene Ontology annotation, molecular function: RNA polymerase II transcription regulatory region sequence-specific DNA binding; DNA-binding transcription factor activity, RNA polymerase II-specific. NCBI's taxonomy places the organism in Eukaryota, Metazoa, Chordata, Actinopteri, Clupeiformes, Clupeidae. Gene Ontology annotation, cellular component: nucleus. The record is from RefSeq and is a predicted model, not a curated record.